Gossypium raimondii (Peruvian cotton) is the source of this 1435-nucleotide messenger RNA. Its product is annotated as EPIDERMAL PATTERNING FACTOR-like protein 5. The transcript is spliced from 5 exons. Gene Ontology annotation, biological process: stomatal complex development; guard cell differentiation. The coding region runs from base 608 to 1003 and encodes 131 amino acids. Lineage: Eukaryota; Viridiplantae; Streptophyta; Magnoliopsida; Malvales; Malvaceae. The record is from RefSeq and is a predicted model, not a curated record.
CUCAAAGAUACGAGACUCUGCGGUCUAGGCGGUAGGCAUGCAGCCUAAGGAUUUCUAUUUUUAACUUACUUAUUCCCAAGUUUUCAUAGUGAUGGCAACGCAAGGGAAAUGGAUCACGUCCACCGUUGACGGUGGGUUCUCCGCUCGUCGAGGUGAUAGUUGUCUACGCGGCUUCAGUAAGGCUGGCUUCAUCGGGUAUCGUGUUUGAACUCUGCGUCCCUGUUGCCAUGUUUUGUUCAUAGCCCUUCUCUGCUUUUUUCCUUUUGGGUAUGGUUGUUGCUUUGGUUUACGACAUGUAGCGUUGGUCAUCCUCUAUAUAUUCGAGGACAAAAAAUCAGAAAAAGGCUAAGAGAGUGUACAGGGAGCUGCCAAUCUGAUUUAUAAGAAGGCAAAAUAUAUAACUUGUCUGUAAAGCAAGACAUCUGGGAGUGAUAGAUUUAAUAACUUCUGUGUUGUUAUUUGUCAGUGUUUUUUUUUUUUUAAUUUAUUUUUGAAUAGUUUGCCAUCUUGACAACUGUGCACUGCCUCAAAUACCCCCAUCUCUCUCAAAGUGUCUGAAUAGAGACUAUCAUCAUCUCCUCAUCAUUUUGGGGGAUCUCUUGAGAAAAUGAAGCAAAGAAUGUGCUGUCUUCUCAUUGCUAUUCUGCUGACUACAUGCUGGAUUCAUGCAUCAUCAACCACGUCUUUAGAAUCUCAUGAUUUUGUUCCUCGUCAACAAGGUACUGUUCCAGAGUUCUCAGGGGCAGUUAACUUUGAGCCUAAACAGGGCCGUGUUGAAAUCGGCAAUGGUGGAGUAGGUAAUGAGCGAGAAGAAACAUAUAGGAGUAGAAUGAUGGGAAGACUUGGAUCGAGGCCACCGAAUUGCGAACGCAAGUGCGGAAGGUGCAGGCCAUGUGUUGCCACUCAAAUCCCAGCAACGACGGAUAAACUGGGGAUUCAGUACACCAAUUAUGAGCCUGAAGGAUGGAAAUGCAAAUGUGGGUCCACUUUCUUCAAUCCAUAAAUGCUACCAUUUAAGUAUUUAAACCACCGUUUCCAUAUAGCACUCUCUUUCUUUCUCUCUCUACAUGAUGACAUGGAUGUAUUGUCUCAUUUUGUGUUUUAUCCUCCUUAAAUUGGAAGGGAUUGGGUGCGGUGUUGAUCUUUUACGGUACUGACUGCGACACAUCAAAAAAAAGGUUUAAAAUUUACAGUCAGUUUUUGUUGUGAAAAUGAAUGUAAGGACUAGACGACUUAGCUAGCCAGCCAUGUGGUGCAAGUUGAAUUUUGAGUUGGACAGAGAUUCUUCAUUUUCAUAUUUUCAUGGGCAAUGGACGAAUUUGAGCCCAUGAACCAUUGUUCAAUUCGAUUGUAGACAUUAUUUUAGACCUUUGUUUGAAUUUUCCAGCUCCCUCAGGAUUCGGAAUCAUAAGAAUGUGAAUCAGUUUUCUUUCUU